AUGCGGUUUGAUUUAAAUUUUUAUACUUAUCUUUGGGAUAACAGUGUUCGAAUUCCACUACGACUGCUUUUUCAAUUACAUAAUGAUUUUUAUGAUUUUUAUAUAACAACAUCUAAAUGGACAUCAGAAAUGAAAUUAAUAUUAAUUGAUUUGGGUUUUAUUCAUUUACUUAUUCAUGAUAAUGUCUUUAUUGGUUGUAAUCAUAUAUUACAAAGUCAAGAGAUGUUUACGUUAAAAGAUUAUUCUCAUCUUAUUAAAACAAGUUUUGAUCAACAAUUACAAAAAAAUUCAACAAUUCAGUCAAAUACAAAAAAACUAAAAAUGGAUUUUAAUGAACUUUAUCAAAAAUUAAUAUGUGCCAUGAAUUCGCCUGAGAAAAUGAAAUUGUUUUUAGAUUAUUAUCCAGAUUGUAACUUAACAGAAAUAAUUCAUGGUACUGAACAAAAUUCUUAUCGAAAUGAAACAAUGUUAGAUAAACUAAUUAGAAUGGAAACAUUUUUCUACACGUGCGAACAAGAUGAUAUAUCAACAACACCCGAUUUCACAUCAGAUUCUAUUAAGUAUCGUACAGCCAAUAUAUUAUAUUUGUUUAGUCAAAUUAUUCAAAAAGGGGGUAAAUUUUCUAUUUCAAUUGAUAGCAAUCAUUACAUGAAUCUCAGAAAUCCGUUUUUUUUAACAACAAUUGGUUAUUAUAUGUUGGCUAUUUUACGUUAUCGUGAUGUUAUGACCAUUGUUUUACCAGAAGAACAAGAAGGGGAAAAAAUAAGUCCACUUUAUUUGGAUAACUGUGCUGAAACCUAUAUGGAAUAUUUAUUACAACAAACAUCUAGAUUCAAUGAUCAAUUUAAGAUAUUUUUUCUUAAACAUAUUCAUUUGACAUAUGAACCACUUCAUUCAAAAAAUUUUAUUGAACAAGCACGUUUAAAAACAAAUUUAAAAUUAAAUCAAUUGUAUGAUCAAUUAUUACAAAAAAAUGUUUUAUCAUUAAAAGAACGUUGUCGACUUCUUAUUAAACAAAAUAUUGACUUCUAUCCAAAUAAUUUAAAAAAAUUACCGAUUACAUCAACAUUAAUUGAUUUUUGUUCAUAUGAUUUAUUUAAUAAAAAUUUUGUUCAAUUAACAAUAAAUAAAUUAAAAAAUGAAAAAGCAAGAAUUAAACCGUUACAUUUUGAUGCUCAUCAAUUUCAAGAAUAUUUUCCACAUCUUCAAAAUCUUAGUGAUGAUGAAUAUGAUGACAAUUCACAAUCAACAAAUAGUGAUGAUAUUGAUGAUUAUUUAUAUGCUGCUGCAAAUGAAGAUGAAGUAGAUAAUUUUGAUUAUGAAUAUUAUGGAGAUAUUGACAAUUAUUAUGAUGCAUACUAUGAUCAUUAUAAUUCUGAUGAAGAUGAUAUUUGA
Messenger RNA from Didymodactylos carnosus, 1395 nucleotides. The record is from the annotation of a GenBank genome assembly. NCBI's taxonomy places the organism in Eukaryota, Metazoa, Rotifera, Eurotatoria, Philodinida, Philodinidae.